AUAGCGCCAUCUGCUGAAAUUGACAUAUUUUCGUCUGUGGAUUGUUCUGUAACACACAUAACCCGUUAUCACGAUUACUUGUGGUGCUUGUUCUUUGAACCGAUUGAUAUUCGAUAUUCGACGUCAUUCGAUAGCAGAUCCUUGGAAAAGUUAAAAUUUAGAGAAAAUAAUUGAAGAUGUCGGAAGAAGUGAAUUUAGAUGAUUGUUACAAGACUGCAUUAGCCUUAGCAGAAAAGGCUGGACAGAUGAUAGCUGAAUCUGUUCAUAACUCUAAAAGAAUACAGACAAAAUCCUGUACUGUAGAUUUCGUUACAGAAACAGAUAAAGAAGUGGAGAAUUUUCUCAGGAAAUCACUACAAGAGAAAUAUCCUUCACAUAAAUUUAUAGGAGAAGAAUCAAAAGAAAAGGGAAUUCCCUGUGAUUUUACAGAUGCUCCCACUUGGAUAAUUGAUCCAGUUGAUGGAACAAUGAAUUUUAUUCACACAUAUCCUUUUGUAGCAGUUUCAAUUGGUUUGGCUGUUAACAAAGAGGUGGUUGUUGGUGUUAUUUAUAAUCCAUUAUUGAAAAGAUUGUAUGAAGCAAGAAAGGGAAAUGGUGCAUUUUGUAAUGGUAUUAGAUUGCAAGCUUCUGGACAGACAGAGCUAGAUCAGUCACUUCUGGUAUCAGAAAUGGGCAGUAGUCGAAAUCCAGAAAAAAUUGAAUUAGUCUUUGCAAAUAUGAGACAUUUAAUUAAUAAAGUACACAGUUUCAGAGCUUCAGGUUCGGGAGCUCUUAACAUGUGUGCAAUUGCAUCCGGGGAAGCCGAUGCCUAUUAUGAAUUUGGUUUACAUUGCUGGGACAUUGCUGCUGGAACCAUAAUUGUGCAAGAAGCGGGAGGAACAGUCAUUGAUACAGAAGGUGGUCCCAUUGACAUAAUGGCUCGAAGAGUUUUGUGUGCCGGCUCUUCAAAAUUAGCAUAUUCUCUUAGUAAAGAAUUAAAGCAUAUGACACUUGAGAGAGAUUGAAUGUUUGUCCAUGUUAUAAAUGGGAAACUAGUUUAUCUGGAAUAGUUGCAGCAAUCAAUAUAUUAAAUAGCUUUUAUACAAUUGUUUUGAAAUCUUUUGUAAUAAUAAUUAUGUGGAGAUGUGAUUUAAAAUGAGCUGCAAACAUUUGUAAGUCAGCAAUGAUGUUGUAAUUAAAAUUUCUCAUUGUUAAUUAUGUAUAAAAAAAAUUCAGAGUAAAAUUAUAUAACAUAUUUAUUAAGAAAAUAAUUUUUUCCUUUGUAAUAACAAAUCAAGUUAACAUAUACUGAUAAUUCAAAUAGCCAAAUUUCCAAAAAAUAGAUGACAAUUUUCAGUUGGUUAAUUUGUUUUUCUGGAAUUCUGUGUAAUUUUCUAAAAACUUCAAUUUCUAACACAUACAUUUCUGAAGUCAAAUAAAAAUUAAUUUUACAGAUGUUUACAGUACUAUAGUAUAGAAGUUUACAAUAGUGGAGAAAAUACAUUAGAACUUUGGUUGUCCAGAUUUUGGAUAAUGACAUAAAGUGUAUAAAAUGCAAACUGCAGUUUGCCUGCAGAGAAUAAUAUAAUCUGUAGAUUGCCCAAUACAUUUUGGGAAAACCUAAGAUUGUAAGCUGUGAAAUGGACAAAUGCCUAAAAUCAAAACUAUGGGCUUUACUACUAUGCAUUUGAUAGUGCUAAGAUGAUUACUGCAUCAAACUUUGACCAUAACAUCCACAUCCUAAAUUUUUUCAGGCAGACUAAUUGAAAAUGUCCAUUACAUUUAACAUUUCCAAUUCAUUUGAUUUUUUCCAUAAUUAUGGUUAUUAAAUUGUUCUUAAUUUUCUGGAAUUUCAUUCCUUUUCAUAUAAAAACCAAUUUAUCUAGAUAUAAUGAAAUUAUUAUGAUUUUGGGAAAACUUGAGCUCAGUAAGAUUAUCUAGCAUGGAUAUAAAAUAAAGGAGAAUGUCCUAAUUUGAAUUUUCCAUGCUAACUUGUCUUAUAUAGCCACUCAAACCCAGCUUUGAAACCAUUUUAACAGAUGAAGGCAUCAGUCUACUCCUCUGGGGACCAAGAAUGAAUACUGGUAAGCACCUUAGGAAUUUUCAAGAGUUUCUCAGAUAUCAGCUCCCAUCCUUUACCAUAUGGUUACCUGUCUCACUGUUGACUUGGUUGAACUCACAUUAGUGUGAACAGGACAGUCAAAAAUGGGAAAAAAGGCUGCUGGCUAUCUUGUGACAGUAUUAUUACCUAAAGUGGACAGUAGGAAAGGACUUUUGCCUUUGGGUAUAUAAAUUAAUAAUGAUUAAAAGAAUUAAAAAGAAUUGUUUUUAUUGACAUCAUUAGUACAUGCUGUUAUAAACUCACAUUAUCUGUUACAUGCAUAUUGGUAAAAAAAUAUCCCAAAUACUGUAAAUCCAAUAUACCUACUUCAUGGCUUUCUGGUCAAUUAUUUUCUAUAUUAGCAAGUAUAAAAAUGGUGAAUCAGAUUUAAAAGAAAGUAAUCACUAACGAUAAAUUAUUUGUGAUAUCAUCACAAUGCCAGUCUGCAAUUUGUAAUCUUUUUUUUUUUUUUUUUGCCAACUCCAGUGGAAGGUAUUUUCUUAGACAUCAUAGGCCUGUUUAUAAUGCAAUCCUCAUGGUACUGUGCAGUGUGGGUGGGAAUAAAUCUGUUUUAAAUUGUAGAUUGUAAUUAAUUUGAAUUUCUCUGCAAAUUUGUUCCACAACAGAUAGCUAUAUAUUUUUAUGUAUGGCGGAUGAGGGUCUCGUGUACCAAAAUGCAUACCAGUAAUAAAGUUGCAUUCUGAUAGAAGUGUCAUUUUGAUGUUACCAGUAGUAGUAUAAGUCUGUUAUCUCUACUAUAAUAUUUGAGAUAUUAAUUUCAACAAGUUUUGAGACAAGAAGCUCUUUUAUAAUUAAUUUAUUUAAUUUAAAAUAUAUUCUCUUCACCUCAAAUUAGUAGUGGCUUGCCCCUGUACAUCAUACCUUUCUUUUAACAAUAGUCAUGCCAGUCAUCUAUCUAACUCCUUUCAGGGGAAAAUUUUUGAAUUGAAAUAACAUAAUACUUAAACAUUCAUUUAUUUAACACCAUUUUCAAAAUUAAGGAAAGAUGGACAGACGAUAGUGGAAAUUUAUAGGUUCAACAAGGGGCUGGAAACAACUAAUGUUUUGAUUAUAUUUAAUGACCUUUGUCAGGUUGAUGAUCCAAAAAUCAAACAUUUACAAAUACUAAUGAAAAUAAAACAGAAGUAAGUUACUUUAUGAAUUGUAGUGUGGCUAUGCCAGCCAAAUCUGAUUGUAACAUUGUCUUAGAGAUCUUUAAGACCAUUAUGAAAUUUGCUUAGUUGAAUGUCAAAAACGUAUAUUUGAACCUUUAGUGUUUGAAUAUUUGUUAGUACUGUAUUUGUAAAUGUGGUAUUUAUCACAUCAAGUUUUAUUUAUUUAUUCUUUUUUGUUAAUGUUGAAAUAUAUACUUGUAAAAUUAAUGAUAAAUAUCACUUGAAUUUUUGUUAGCCAAAUUAAUUGGUGUAAAUUGUUAAUACCAUAAUAAAAUAUGAUUUGAUAGAGGUUGAUCACAACUAAUC
Centruroides sculpturatus (bark scorpion) is the source of this 3561-nucleotide messenger RNA. RefSeq names its product inositol monophosphatase 1-like. The record is from RefSeq and is a predicted model, not a curated record. Bases 177 to 1004 code for a protein of 275 amino acids. Gene Ontology annotation, molecular function: inositol monophosphate 1-phosphatase activity. NCBI's taxonomy places the organism in Eukaryota, Metazoa, Arthropoda, Arachnida, Scorpiones, Buthidae. The transcript is spliced from 8 exons. Gene Ontology annotation, biological process: phosphatidylinositol phosphate biosynthetic process; signal transduction; inositol metabolic process.